UGGCACGGCGAGGAGAUGUGGCGCCGAACCCCCAGGGCGCCGCGCCGGGGCCGGGGCGGGCCGGCAGGAAGCGAGCGCGGCGCCGCGCUCCCGGAAGCGGUUGGGCGGCCGCAGCGUCUGCGGGCGGCGAGGGGCGGUGCUGGCUGUCCCGCACGGCGCGACGGGCGCGGGGCGCAGGGCACAGACGCGGCCCGGCCCGGCCGCCCCGCAGCCCGCGAUGCCCUGGGACCGCCGGCCACGCCGCGGGGCAUGGUGAGCCCGGGGCGGCCGCUCCCUGCGGGGACCCGGCGGGCGGCCUCGCUGCUCCGCUUCAGCCUGCUGCUGCUGGUGCUGCCACGGGGCGCCAGGGCGCAGAAAGGUGAUGGAUGUGGGCACACCGUUCUGGGCCCUGAAAGUGGAACUCUUGCUUCGAUAAACUACCCACAGACCUCUCCCAACAGCACAGUUUGUGAAUGGGAAAUUCGUGUAAAGCCUGGGCAGCGAGUUCAGCUCAAAUUUGGUGAUUUUGAUAUUGAUGACUCGGAUUCUUGUCAUUCCAGUUACUUAAGAGUUCACAAUGGGAUUGGCCCCACAAGGGCAGAGAUAGGAAAAUACUGUGGGUUUGGCUUUCAAAUGGAUGGUUUAAUUACUUCAAAAAGUAAUGAAGUCACAGUACAGUUCAUGAGUGGAACACACACUUCUGGACGUGGAUUUCUUGCAGCUUAUUCAACCACUGACAAAUCAGACCUAAUUACCUGUUUAGACAAUGCAAGUCAAUUUUCCGAACCAGAAUUCAAUAAGUACUGUCCAGCUGGAUGCGUGAUUCCUUUUGCUGAUAUUUCAGGCACUAUUCCCCAUGGAUACAGAGACUCGUCAUCACUUUGUAUGGCUGGUGUUCAUGCAGGCGUCGUGUCAGAUACGCUGGGUGGCCAAAUCAAUGUUGUAAUCAGCAAGGGCAUUCCAUACUAUGAAGGCUCCCUGGCUAACAAUGUCACCUCAAAAGUGGGACCAUUAUCUACAAGUCUCUUCACAUUUAAGACAAGCGGUUGCUAUGGGACACUAGGGAUGGAAUCCGGGGUAAUCCCUGAUUCCCAGAUCACGGCAUCAUCUAUUCUGGAGAGGUCUGACCCAACAGGACAAGUGGACAUGUGGAAACCCGAAAAUGCCAGGCUAAAAAGGGUUGGUCCUCCUUGGGCUGCUUUCAUCAGUGAUGAACAUCAGUGGUUGCAGAUUGACUUGAAUAAAGAAAAGAGAGUAACAGGUAUUAUAACUACUGGAUCGACCUUAGCAGGGUUCUACUAUUAUGUCUCAGCCUACAGAAUUUUGUACAGUGAUGAUGCACAGAAAUGGACAGUAUACAGAGAACCUGGCAUGGAUAAAGAUAAGGUAUUUCAAGGGAACACUGAAUUGUACCAGGAAGUUCGCAAUAAUUUCAUUCCACCUAUUAUUGCACGCUUUUUUAGGAUUAACCCCUUAAAAUGGCACAAGAAAAUUGCGAUGAAAGUAGAAUUGCUAGGAUGUCAGUUUAGUAUAGGGCGUGCUCCUAAAAUCACCAUGGCACCGCCACCUCCGAACAAGAUUGACAAGAACGAUGACUGUAGUGAAGACUUUAUUCAUUCAGUGAAGACUUCAUUGCAGACAGACAAAACAACUUUCACACCUGAAAUAAAAAAUACCACAGUGACUCCAAGUGUAACCAAAGAUGUGGCAUUGGCAGCAGUUCUGGUUCCAGUACUGGUGAUGGUCUUCACUACUCUGAUUCUUAUCUUAGUUUGUGCGUGGCAUUGGAGAAACCGCAAGAAAAAAACUGAGGGCACUUAUGAUCUGCCUUACUGGGAUCGUGCAGGAUGGUGGAAAGGAAUGAAGCAGUUUCUCCCGACCAAAUCAGCAGAACAUGAAGAAACUCCUGUACGCUACAGCAGCAGUGAAAUUAGUCACCUAAGACCAAGAGAGGUCCCAACAAUGCUGCAAACAGAGUCUGCAGAGUAUGCUCAACCACUGGUAGGGGGAAUUGUCGGAACACUUCAUCAGAGAUCAACUUUUAAACCAGAGGAAGGAAAAGAAGCAAGUUACGCCGAUUUGGACCCUUACAAUUCACCCAUACAAGAAGUUUACCAUGCAUAUGCUGAACCACUACCUGUAACUGGACCAGAAUAUGCAACUCCAAUAGUCAUGGACAUGUCCAGCCACGCCAGCACACCUCUUGCCGUUCCUUCAAUUUCCACAUUCAAAGCUGCAGCAAAUCAAGCUCCUCCACUGGUUGGAACUUACAAUAAACUCUUAUCUAGGACAGACAGCACAUCAUCAGCACAGGUGCUGUAUGACACACCAAAGGGGCAGCCAGGGCCAGGUGUCACUGCUGAAUUGGUGUACCAGGUACCACAGAGUGUGGCCCAUUCCACUGGGAGCAAGGAUGAAGCAAAUUAGCUCACAAGUCAGGCAGAAUGAUGGCUUGUUUUUAAAAGCCAGUUCCAUAAAGUUGACAGUUUCAUUUUUUACUCGCAUUGUUUUGAUAUUGUUAGUCUUAACUAAUACAAUGGUGAAUCAAAAGAUGUGGUAUUGGAGUAGGGAAACCAGUAAUUCUGCCUUUCAUUAAGCUGUAUAUAUAAUUAACAGCUUGUCUCCUGCAAAAUGGUGGACUUCUUUAUUACUACUGUACAAUUGUCUGUCAGACACGGGAGAAGAACUCUUCAAGAUCAACUUCAGUAAUUCAUAGAUGUGAAUGAUAUAUUGGGAGAAACCAUUUAAAGUACAAAAGCCAAGAAUUUCUUGCUAUUGAUAGUAUUUCAGGGCAGGGCGGUGGGGUGGGGUGGGUGGGGAACAGACACCAAAACCCAAAGCUCCUAACUUUCUAAGAUCUAUAUGUAAGCUCUACAGCUUCUAAAAUUCGUUUUACCCUACAAAAUACCUACACAACUUUGGACUUUAAAAACUACUAUCAGUCAGGACUGAUGGCAAAAAUCCCAUUAACUUCAUGGCAUAUGCUCACUUUGAUUCUAAUUAUGUUAUUUUAGCUUUUGUUCACAGGAUUAGGGAAUCAUCAGCUGUGUGUUCCUUAGAGGGUUCCUGUCAUUUCUGUUACCCUUCCAAAACCGGAAUCUGCUGCCUGUACAGUCUGUUUCCUGCCUCAUCUCCUUAAGCCACUCAGUCUUGUUCAUUCCUAGGGAUCCAGGAGGCAUGAAGUCAUCUAAGCACACUACGUAGCAACUGCUUUUUACAUACUGCCGUACUAAGGGACAGCUACUCUGAAUAGUAUCUGCCUUGAAUUCAGACUUCCCUGAUGGUCACUGUGCAAGAAGCAUCCAGGUGGUCAAGGUGACCGAGGCUCCCUCUCUGCCUACCUUGCCCUACCUCCCUGCCCCCUGGUUGGUAUCUGUUGUUGUGUGUUAAAAUGGGAGCUUAGGCAAAGAGGAAUGUGUAUAUACUUUUGUGAGUGCUUAAGGAAGCACAUAAAUAUUCUAAUGGUGCACAGUUUGUGUUACACACACAUUUAGCACAUAUGGUACGUUUCAGCACAACUGAAAAACCUUAGCCUUAGGAGGCUUUUCUUAUUAUUGUUCUUAUUAGAAGUACAAAAGAUUCUAAAACCUUUGCAUGAGAAGCAGUACUGUUCCAAAGAGUGUCCAUUUCAGAAGCAUUUAAUGGAAUUUGCAUCCUUUGAAUGUUCCAGUGUGUUCCCUACUAUGAAAACAUUGCCAGAAGACUGAACACAGUCUUCCAUUUGGGGUAAUGUAGACUGGUUUUAGCUCGGUAAUCAAAAAAUGAAACAGUUCAGAUGUUGUAUUUGCCGUUUUUGUCUUAUUAGAAACAAAGCACAGCUUUUUAACCUAAGCAGUAGAAAAAACCCCACAAUAAAAAUGCUUUAUUGUAACAACAGCACUGUUGGGAAGAUGCUGAAUUAAAUUACACCUACUCCCUACCUACACAUUAGCCCAGUUUUAUGGCCUUCGGUGGUUACUCUUUGUUUCUGCGAUGUAACUCAACUCAGCCUUGUUUACUGCCCGGGGUCCUUAAGCUAGCUGGAGAACAUCCAGAUUGGAAGUAAAACACUGAGGACUGCCACUGUAUCUUUAUACUAGAGCAGUAUCCUAAUCUAACACUUGAUCAUUUGUUUGCACAGGGGGGCUAUAGAUAAACUCAGUAAUCCAGAAUUACUUGUGGCCUGCUAGAAUAUGUUAUUAUAUGCUCUGUGCUACCUUAAAACCUAAUUCUACAUUUUUUUCAUCAUUCAUUGAGAAUGAUUUUUUUGUUGUUGUUUUUUAGAAUUGGGUGCCUAAGACCAAAUGUGAAUGUAAGUAAGGGUGGUAUAUAAGACCCAUUCAUGUAAAAUGAAUUCCUGCCUAUAGUUUUACUUUUGAUGUUAUUGCAACUUUUUCUGCUUGAUAGACCGAGUUUGCAAUCUUUGUAGUUUUGCUUAAACAGGUAAGAAAUGUUCUUACCCAUCAGCAGCAACUACAACUUUGAAAUUAUCAGAGCUGAUUUUGAGAGGGGUGGGAGGUCAUUUGUUUGCAUGAAGAUGUGGCAUACUUAUUCCAGCCAAGUUAAGAAACCUCUGCAUUCUGAAACUGUACCAGUUUAGGCUUAGAAACAUUAAUCUGCCAUAAAAAUAAAUGGAUGUAUUAAAGUCAGUAAAAUUAACAUGCCUGGAUUUAAUUUUUACUGUAGGCCAGGUAUGGUAGAACUGUGGAUGUACUGCAGGCUAAGAUGGUAUAAGGAUUAAACAGUUUCUCUACAGUGGGUCAUUUUUUAAGCAACCAUAAUGCAGCUUCAUUAUCUGAGCAGCAUAAGCUGUUGACUGGGGUGGAUGCUUUUAAGUCCAUUUCUGAAAGAAGUUGGGCUGAAGUUUUGCUCCCUGCGUUCAGCUUUGAACACAUUAUCUGCUAGGGCUAAGAAGAUAAAUUUGAAUAUGUAACAGUGGGGUUUAAAAUGUAUGCUACAAAUUUAAAUAUUGAUCCCCAAAUGUAAGUUGCAUGACACACGUAAGAUCAGCAUUCUUCUGUUUCCAGUAGGUGCAGAGGUACAUAUAAUCGGUUUGUCUUAUGCGUGAAGACAUAUGCAUAUAAAAUGUAUUUCAAUCUUGUUUGACUCGAGUAUUCUCCCAGAAUGUAUGUUCUUACCUCAGCAUGUAUUGUAGUUGCUCAGUAUUUGUAUAUGUUGCUAGAACUUAGACUGUAAAAAUAGUGAGGGAGUUUUAUAUGUAUGUUUAAAAGUAUUUUAAAUAAAUUGUACAUAGGUAUUACUCAGUA
Messenger RNA from Falco peregrinus (peregrine falcon), 5225 nucleotides. RefSeq names its product discoidin, CUB and LCCL domain containing 2 (gene DCBLD2). The transcript is spliced from 15 exons. Bases 16 to 2406 code for a protein of 796 amino acids. NCBI's taxonomy places the organism in Eukaryota, Metazoa, Chordata, Aves, Falconiformes, Falconidae. The record is from RefSeq and is a predicted model, not a curated record.